Molecule: messenger RNA, 2037 nt
Organism: Hypomesus transpacificus
Lineage: Eukaryota; Metazoa; Chordata; Actinopteri; Osmeriformes; Osmeridae
Product: cathepsin B-like
Exons: 10
Coding region: 80-1069 (329 amino acids)
Biological process (GO): regulation of catalytic activity
Cellular component (GO): lysosome
Molecular function (GO): cysteine-type endopeptidase activity
Source: RefSeq, a predicted model, not a curated record
AGAAACAAAGCAGUUUGAGAGCGUUUCAGAGACAGAGCUUACGUGGGAAAAACGAAGAUUACGAACUAUACAGUUCAGGAUGCGUGCCCUGGUCCUCUUCUGCUUCCUGGUGGUCUUGUCUGCUGGCUGGGCAAGGCCCCGCCACCCUCUGCUCUCCUCUGAGAUGAUCCAGUACAUCAACAAGCUCAACACCACCUGGAAGGCUGGACAAAACUUCUACAAUGUUGACCUCAGCUAUGUUCAGGGUCUCUGUGGCACACUGCAGAACAAACCCACACUGCCUGAACUGGAGCAUCCAGCUGGAGUCAAGCUGCCAGACACCUUUGACGCACGGCAGCAGUGGCCUAAGUGCCCCACCAUCCAAGACAUCAGAGACCAGGGCUCCUGCGGCUCCUGCUGGGCCUUUGGAGCUGCAGAGGCUAUCUCCGACAGGUUGUGUAUCCAUAGCAACGCCAAGAUUACUGUGGAGAUCUCUGCCGAGGACCUCCUAUCGUGUUGUGAGGAAUGUGGCAUGGGGUGCUUCGGAGGCUAUCCCAGUGCUGCCUGGGAAUACUGGGCUAAAUCUGGGCUGGUGACUGGAGGCCUGUAUGGCUCUAAUAAGGGCUGCAGACCCUACAGUAUCCCCCCAUGUGAGCACCACGUCAAUGGCACUCGUCCUCCCUGCCAGGGCGAAGGGGACACCCCCAAAUGUCAGACCAAGUGCAUCGAUGGCUAUACCCCCGCUUACGAGAAAGACAAGUACUUUGGUAAGAAAACAUACUCUGUGCCCUCCAAGCAGGAGCAGAUCAUGACUGAGCUGUACAAGAAUGGGCCUGUGGAAGCAGCCUUCUCUGUCUACGAGGACUUUCUCCUCUACAAGAGUGGUGUGUACCAGCAUUUGACUGGGGACAUGCUGGGAGGUCAUGCCAUCAAGAUCCUGGGCUGGGGGAAGGAGAACAACACUCCCUACUGGCUGGCUGCCAACUCCUGGAACACAGACUGGGGAAACCAAGGGUUUUUCAAGAUCCUCCGCGGUGGGGAUGAAUGUGGCAUCGAGUCCGAGGUGGUGGCUGGAAUACCCCAGCUCUAGACUGCACAACAGGAAUCAACAGGACAGUCCGAUUUUGACGUGGCUACUUAUAUUUGUCUUUAUGUGGUCUGUCAUACGCAAGCCUUCUUGGUUUAAUACAUGAAUUUACUGUUAAUUCAUUUAGUUUUAGUGCCCUUACUUUAACAGGCAAUAGUUUGUUGUUAAAAGGUAAAGUAUAGUACAUAAGCUACCAUUUAUUCCAUUGGAACAGAUACCAAUCCAAACAAUCUAAAUAAAACAAAUUUCAAUUUUAUUUCCGUUGUUUUUCUACAUAUUGCUGUUUUCAGGCCAAUACUAAGGUUAAAUAAAAAAAUUGAAGUACAAAAUCUAGCCAGGUAGUUAUAGUGUUUGAUUUUAUGCAUGAACAUUCAAACAAACACUUAAUUUUCACAUCGUUAGAAAAUAGAAUUUAAUAUAGAUGGAGUAACAAAGCCAUACAUGGUACAGUUCCAAAAUAUUAAUUGCUUAGAGAUAUUGUUCAGCAUUUUUUUUUCACACAUGCUAAACAGAACAUCAUCUAAAAUAGAGAUGUAAAAGCAUCACAUCAAGUGAUAAACAGGCAUAUCAUACAUGUAUAUGUAAUAUAUAAAGCAGUAUAAAAGAGGUACAUUGGUAGACAGACCAACAAGGCAUUAACAACUGUAAACAUUUCAUAUGUGCUUUUCAUGACGCCAGCAUCACCACGGCUCAACCGCUAACUGCCAUCGUCAAGGCAGGGUACAAAAUAAUUGGCAUGAUAAUAUACACAAAGACAAACUAUAACUCUACAAGGGUCCUAGAAUAUGUAUUUAGACCAAUCUUAAAGUACAACACCUGUAUUUUUCAACCGGUAGACAUUGGCAAACCACAACACAUUAAAUGUGUGCCUCUAUAAUACAACUCAGGCUACUUGUCUUGUCCGUGGCAGGUGAAUAACAAUGCACCAUGUUGGUAGUAGUGUUUCCUCAACAACUUUGCUUCCAGUUGUA